UGGACUCAGGACAGUCAUCUGUUGUGUAUAUGGUUCAUUGUACAUCUGACUGCAUGCAAAGCUACACUUCUGUGCAUUUUGAAAUUGAAAAGAAAAAAAAAACAAUAAAGGUGCAAAACAGACACACACUGCCUGCAGUUUUGAGGAUCCACAGUCAGCUAGCAAAACUCCUGCAGCUUAUGACAUUUAGAUCUUUCAAGGACAUAGUCAUCUGCAAGACGGAUUGGAAAACACCUGCAGUCAAUGUUUUUCACUGGAUGGUUUUGUGGCAGAAAACGUAGUUGAAGAACUGCAUAUGGAAUAAGAGUGCUGUAACAUGGAGGUGAAGAAAGAAACUAAGGACAAAAGAAGAUGUAGCUCCAUUGUUCACUUUCUAAAACCCUUCCGAAUAAUGAAUAAGCACGCACACCCGAUUGAUAAUGCUGGAUUCUUUUCAUUUACAACAUUAAGCUGGCUUACUCCACUAGCUUGGAAAGCAUUCAAAUACUCUUCCUUAGAAAUGGAAGACUUAUGGAAUAUUUCACCUCAUGAGGCAUCGGACGUGAACUCUCAGAGAUUGUGGAAACUUUGGCAAGAAGAACUCUGUAAAAAAGGACAAAGGAAAGCUUCCUUGCUUAGAGUAGUCUGGCGUUUCUUUCGAACACGAUGUCUGAUAGCUCUGGCAUUCCUUGUCAUUGCAAUGAUUGCAAACUUCUGCAGUCCUGCAUUUCUGAUUAGGAGACUCCUGGAGUAUAGCAAGAAUGCUAACAAUAACCUUUAUGAUGGCCUUUUCUUAGUCCUGGGCAUUUUUCUGCUUGAAGUAUGUCAUUCUUGGACUCUUGUACUGUCCUGGGUUUUAAAUAUUAGGACAGGAACAAGACUUAGAGGAGCCUUGGUGAGUUUGGGUUUCCAGAAAGUUCUCCGGCUGCGGAAUGCAAGAGACAUAGAAGUUGGAAAGCUGGUUAACAUGUGCUCCAGUGAAGGACAGUAUCUCUUUGGUAUAGCUUUAAAUGCAUGUCUGAUGGCUGGAGGACCCUUUGUUAUUCUGCUUGGAACUAUUUAUACAGCCAUGUUUCUAGGGCCCACAGCACUCUUUGGAUCAGCUAUAUUUUUCCUCUACUAUCCAUCAAUGGUGUUCUUCUCAAGGAGAAUAGCACACAUAAGAAAAAAGUGUGUUUCUGUAACAGACAGACGAGUGCAGAAGAUGAGUGAGUUAUUGAACUGCAUCAAGGUUAUCAAGAUGUAUGCAUGGGAGAAGCCAUUUUCUGACAAUAUCAAAGCUAUUCGAAAGGAAGAGCAUAAGCUCCUGGAGACAGCCAGUUAUGUCCAGAGCAUCACAAAUGGAGCUUCAUUUGUAGUGGUAGUGAUCGCAUCUGCCUGUACUUUCAUCCUUCAUAUGGCUAUAGGAUAUGAUUUGGAUGCUGCUCAGGUUUUUACUGUUGUCACUAUGUUUACGUCCAUGAUGCGUUCCAUCAAGAUUGUACCCUCAUCAGUAAAAUCACUUUCAGAAGCUUUAGUGUCUAUCGCCAGAUUUCAGGAUCUGUUUUUGAUGGAAGAGUGGGAAUCAGUAAAGCAGGUGCCACAAGAGCCUGAAAAUGCCAUUGAGUUUAGAGCCGCAACUUUAGCUUGGAUUGAUGACUCCAACACCUCAUUAAAAGUAAAGUCAAGCAGAAAAAAAAGAAAUGACACAAAAAAGAAAAGGCUUGGAAAUGUCAUUCCCAAAGAAACUUUAAGGCUUUUGGAUCAGAAACUCCCAAAUGAAAAGGAAAGUGCGGAAACACAGACUACAGAUAGACCACUGAUCAUAAUGGAUAAUCAGAAACAGAAUUACCAGAGAACACUUUUCAACAUUAACUUAAACAUUCAACAAGGAAAGCUGAUUGGCAUAUGUGGCAGUGUUGGAAGUGGCAAAACCUCGCUGAUUUCGGCAAUCCUGGGGCAGAUGAGUCUUCUGGAAGGAAGUAUAGCAGUAAAUGGAUGUUUUGCCUAUGUUGCACAACAGGCUUGGAUCUUAAAUAUGUCACUGAGGGAAAAUGUCUUAUUUGGCAAGCACUACAAUGAAGUUAAGUUUAAGGAAGUACUUGAAUCCUGCUCUUUAAAUCUGGAUGCUUCUAGUCUUCCUUAUGGUGACAUGACUGAGAUUGGAGAACGAGGUGCUACCCUAAGUGGAGGCCAACGUCAGAGGGUCAGUUUAGCACGUGCGCUGUACAGUGACCAAGAUAUCAUUCUGCUUGAUGACCCUCUCAGUGCUGUAGAUGCACACGUAGGGGCACAUCUGUUCCACAAUGCCAUUAAAAAAUGCCUGAAAGGAAAGACUGUCCUGUUUGUAACACAUCAGCUACAGUAUCUUGUAGAAUGUGAUGAGGUAAUAUUUAUGAAAAAUGGCUACAUCACUGAGCAUGGGACACAUGAAAACCUCAUGAAUCAGAAUGGAGAGUAUGCUGUCCUAUUUAGAAGUAUGCAUAAAGCAAAUCUGGUUCGGAAACAAAGAAGAAUACCAUUAAGGGGAGCCCCUGAAAACCUGAGAUCGUUAUCCCUAAUGAAAUCUCUCGGCAUAAUGCAGGGAGGAAAAGAAAAAGAGAAAGCCACAACCAACAAAGGUGAUUUAAUUAAUGAAAUGGUGAGAGAUGGACUGGACACAGUGGAAGCAAUUCAUGCCAAAGAUGAAAAUGAAAUGAGUCAGAGAGGUGAGGCUAACAUGCUGCCAGCAGAUGUAGCCAUUUCCAUGACAACUGAAGACCAAGUGACCGCAGACAAAAGUGAGAAGAGCAAAACUAUAGAAGGACUUGGCCUUUUGGAUGUGAUAUGUGAUGCUGUGCAAGAAAAGGAACUAAUUGAAGAAGAUAUUGAAGAUAGAGCCAGUUCAAACAUUUCCUCUAAUGAAGCUAUGGAAAAAGGUCAGCUGAUACAGCCAGAAGAAAAAGCUACAGGUUCAUUGCCCUGGUCAGUAUAUGAUGCCUAUAUUAAGGCUGCAGGAGGGUACCUGGUCUCAGUCCUCAAUGUCCUCUUAUUUGUUCUGACCACUGGGAGCAUCGUCUCAUGCAACGUCUGGCUUAGCUACUGGAUUAAACAAGGAAUUGGGAAUACAACCAUAUGUGUGGAGAAUUCCACUGUGAUUAGUGGAAGCAUGACGCGCAAUCCACAUACACAUUUUUACAUAGGCAUCUAUGGUUUGCUGAUUACACUGAUGUUACUCCUGAAAGCAGGCAGAGGAUACGUGUUUGUAAAGAGUAUUAUCAAGGCUGGUUCCAGACUCCAUAACCAGCUAUUUGAAAAAGUAAUCAGAUGUCCUAUGAGUUUCUUUGAAACUACACCUCUAGGCAGAAUUCUGAAGAGGUUCUCCGGUGAUAUGGAUGAAGUGGAUGUGCAUCUGGCUCACCAACUCGAAUUGCUUAUACAAAACAUCACCAUGAUCAUAUUCUGCCUGGUUGUUAUUAGUGCAGUGUUCCCAUGGUUCCUUUUAUCUGUUUUGCCACUGUCUCUUCUAUUCUGUGCUGUGAACAGGACUACCAGGGUGCUAAUAAGGGAACUGAAGAGACUGGAUAAUGUCACACAAUCCCCCAUUAUAUCUUUGAUUACCAGUGCACUUAAUGGAGAAGGAAUACCAACCAUCCAUGCCUAUGGUCAAAGUAAUAAUUUCCUGAAGAGAUUCCAGGAACUCUUGGAUGUAAAUCAGUCACCAAACUUUUUGUUCAACUGUGGACUCCGCUGGCUAGUUGUUCGACUUGACAUCAUGAGCAUCACCAUAAUCACUACUACUUCUAUGUUUAUAGUGCUCAUGAGUGGACAGAUAUCACCAGCAUUUGCUGGGCUAGCCAUCUCAUAUGCAAUACAGCUGACUGGACUGUUUCAGUUUACUACACGAUUAGCAUCCGAUUCAGAAGCCAGAUUUGUUUCUGUAGAGAAAAUCAAUCAUUAUAUACAGACACUGGAAUCUGAAAGUUCACCUAAUGUGGAAGAGGUAUCACCUUCUCCAGAGUGGCCUCAGGAAGGACACAUCACAUUUAAAGAAGUGGAAAUGCGCUACCGGGAAAACCUACCUCUGGCACUAAAAACAGUUUCUUUUGAAAUCAAACCACAAGAGAAAAUUGGAAUUGUGGGAAGGACAGGAGCAGGUAAGUCUUCACUUGGCAUUACUCUCUUCAGACUGGUGAAGCUUGAUGGUGGCUGUGUGUCUAUUGAUAAUGUGAGUAUCGCUAACAUCAGAAUUGAGGACCUAAGAACAAGGCUUGCUGUUAUUCCUCAAGACCCAACGUUAUUUACAGGGACAAUCAGGUUUAACUUGGACCCUUUACAGCAAUAUGCAGAUUGUCAGAUUUGGGAGGCACUGGAAAGAACUCAUAUGAAAGAGAAUAUUGCCCAACUUCCCCUGAAACUGAACUCCCUAGUAACAGAAAAUGGUGAAAACUUCUCUGUGGGAGAACGCCAACUCGUGUGUGUAGCACGGGCUUUGCUUCGACAUAGCAAAAUUUUGCUUUUGGAUGAAGCUACUGCUGCAGUUGAUAAUGAAACUGAUCAGCUUAUCCAGAAAACCAUCAUGGAAGCCUUUUCUGACUGCACAACUUUGAUCAUUGCCCAUCGACUCAACACUGUGCUCAACUGUAACAGAGUAAUGGUGCUUGACCAAGGACAGAUUGUGGAGUUUGACACUCCAGCUGUGUUGCUGUCACGUGAGAACUCACCAUUCAGAGCAAUGUUGGCUGCAACAGAGAAUAGCAUACAGUCCUAUGAUUAAAUGGAAGGCACUCUUGAGUAUUAAGAACAGUUCUUCAAGCCUUUUUCUUUUACCAGAUGAGAUUACUUCCACUGUUACUGAAUGAGAAGGAACAUUUUGUGGCGUUUUCUUGAAGACAUGCAGUAUGAUGUAAAAGUCAGGAGAAAAGCACUGCAAAUUUACUGUCAUGUCACAUUUUAAUGCAGCCACGUGUGGACAUCUGUUACACAUGAAUUCAAAGAAUACUUGUGAAGCUAGCUAUCCUUAAAGUUUGUACUACUGUUCAUCACUUUUUAAGUACUCAUUUUUUCUGAAUGCUUGAACAUCUGCUACAAUUUGUUUACAGUAAAAACAGAAAUUUCUUUCUUCAUGUAGGUGGACUGCAAUUUUCCACACCAAUUCCAUUUCACAGAGUGGAUCACUUUCUCAGAUACAGGUUUCAAUAGGAUCACUAUAGCAAAAUCUCCUACCAUUAUUUCUUUUCUGCUACAUAAAUAAACAAUUAAGUAAAGACUCAGUGCUUUACAGUCCACUCAGGUUGCAAGAAGCUCCAUUAUUUCUUUAAGUGCAAUGUAUUUCAUCCUAGCUUUAUGUUGGAUGGAUUGCACUCAUUGCUCAGAAUGGGAUGCAGUCAUUUUCUUGAAAACAUUGUCACAUGAAAGAAGCCAUACAAUUACACACACAUGUGUAAAACCUUCAAGAUGAUAUUUAUUUACCACAGACAUUCAUAUCAUUAUUUCACAAAUAAUGCUGUUUUGCAGACGGUAUUGCUUACAUAGCAGUAAACCUUCUGCUGUCAUAGUAUUACCUCAAGGAAUUGUGGUGCUAUUUGUUCAAUCAUGUCAGUAAUUGUCAGUCUGAAUUACAAAUGACUUGAUGUUCAUGGAUUUUUUUUACACUUAGCAAGUUCCAGAAACUUCAAAUUCUUGAAGAGGUGUUCAAUUUCUGCAUAUCAGCUGUACACUGUGUGUAUGAAGGCUUGUUUUUUGUGCACAUUUUCUGUAACAGAAAUGGUGUUUAAUAGUUUUGAUAAAUAUGCUUAUAAUGUUUGUGUAAAUGAUCCUUAUAUGUUUAUACAGACGUUAUCUGAUGUUGCUAUGUGGAUUGAAAGUAAUAUACUAGACAAACUGUCACACAGUAGAUUGUGUUAUGAAUACCAAAACAGGAGGUAUUAUUGGUAUCUCUACAAUUAUUUCCUUGGAUCAGUAUGGUUGACUUUAAAACCCUGACCUUUUCAAACAGUGUAUGCAUUACUUCCCUUAUGUUCCACUGUGUCUUACGAAACUAAUGGUUCCUACAAGCUGUUCAAUAUUAUACAAUCAUUUUCCAGUACAGUGUUUUAAGCUAAUGUGGAUGUGGGGUGUAACUUUCAGGAAAGUGGGUAUUUGUAGGUAUGGUCAUUAUACCUGAUAAGUUGAACAGAAAUUAAUAAACUAUCCUGUUUUGAGUGAAUAUGGAAGAACAGAUACAUGGCUACCUUCUUUAUUCCAUAUUACAGAAAGUAUUGAAUUAUCUGUUGAUUUUUGAGUUAUUCAUACAAAUUCCACUGCAGCCAUCAUCCCUGAACAUUCUUCAUUUUAUGUGUACACCAAAGAAGCCUUUUGCAUUUGAGACCCACCUGCUGGUCCUUGAAUAUUUCAAAGUACCUGCACCAGGAACAUGCUCGCCUGCACUCUAGUCCGUGCAUGUAAGGUAUUUAUGUGUAUGACAGAAGUAGAAGGUCCAGCAAUUUUACCCACUCUUAUGGAUGCAGCAAAUAUUAGACUGAAUUUGUGAUGCAUUAUAUGAACAUUUCUGAAACAGAGGCAGAGGCAGAGCCGGAAGAUAUUGCACAAGACAGAAUUAGUGCUUUCUGUAAUAUGGAAGGAGGGAGACAGCUGUAGACUUUUUCCAAAUUUGCUCAAAAGAUGAUAUUUUAAUGUCUAUUAAGUUUAGCAUGUAUAAUGAUGCUAACUACAAAUGCCCAGUAUCAUGAAAAUCAUUGCCUCCUUCUACACUAACUAAGAUUAGAAGACUACAAAAUAAUGUUGUGCUACUGAAUAGCUUGCAACAACCACUUGCUUUAUAAAAUAUCAAACACACAAUAACCCCCUGGAAAGUUGGCAACUUUUAUAAAAUAAGCACUUUUGUUCCAGAGUUCUCUGAAGAAGUCCCUAGAUGCAGUAGGAUGAAAGCACUUAGUUUAUUAAAAUUGCUAACUUUCCAUGUGAUUUUGUUAUGUGUGUGUGUGUGUGUGUGUUUUCAGUUGUGGUUGUCCAUGUUUUGCUUACUGCUUCAUAAAACAUAAUGAAGCAUAGUGGAAUCCCCAUAUAUGUUAUGAGGAAAGAUGAAUAUUUUAAAAACCAACCAGUCAUCCUAUGAAGUAACUAUCCCGACACUAAUAACACCUGCUGUUCUGGUUUUCUCAGCACAAUCCACUUUGUGGCAUUUUAUUUUAUGCAUUAGUUCCCAUCUAUAUAACUAUGUUAACUACAAAUAAAAAAAUAAUUUGAAGGUGCAUUUUAGCCAAUCAUUUAAGUAUGGAAUUAAACUCAGGUGAGUGUUGUAAUUAUAUCUUAGUUAUCAGACAACUGAAAUGUGUGCAUGAGGUUUAUAUGCCAAGCAGGAGUGCUUUAGAAAUGAAUUAGCCAUAAUAAUACAACCUUGAAGUGCCAUAUUACAGUAUGAAAAUAGGUGAAGUAUAAUAAUAAUAAUGACAAAUGUAAUAUACUUGUUAAAUGAAAUGAAUUUGUUGAUGGAAAAUGGAAAUCAAGUGUCAUUUUGUUACUCAGUCACUUUUUAAUCUAUGUUUAUAUACCUGAAAAUACUUUACAAUUCAAAAAUGUGGAAGGACAUUCAGCAAAUAGGAACAAGUGAAAAUAGUGGACUUAUUUUUGAUUUUCCUUGUAAAAGUCAAUGCAAAAAAAACUUGUUUAAAUGCACUAUCAUACAGAGUAAGUAAAUUAUUUCAGAAGUGCUACUUAGAAACUACAGAACGCUGUCUUGCAAUGCUGCAUUGUUUCACAAUAUGUGAGUUGUAGUGUCUGUAGAUAAUUAAAUCCCUACACUCAAGACUCUGUCUCUCUUAGAAAUUGUGCCAGUGAUGAUUAUAUGUAUUAAAACUGAAGAAAAUUAACAAUGCUCCUUUGAAGACAGAGAAUGAAUUUCAUUACCACAUAGUAGUCUUUAGAGUGUCUCUCUCACUAAUGGUAUUGGAGAGACAACAUUUAAAAAUCUUGUUAUACCACAUGUUUUUUUAAGUGGGUAAGUAAAUUAAAAUAAGUUCUCUAGAACUUUCCCAAGACAAAACAGAGAAUGCUGCUGCUAUUAUACAUCUGGAGGAAAUGUGAAUAUGUUGUACUUGAUAAAAAAUGUGUCUUGGUAAAGUAGUGUAUUAACUCAAAUAAGUAUAUGAUAUGUUUUUUCUAAUCCUACUGAUAUGACACUAGUAUAUGAAACAUUGCUCAGUAAUAUCUCUUUAACAUAUUGUUAUCUUGAUGGAAAGCCUACUCCAUCCAUAAUAAAGCCUUGCAAAAAUGUAGGCCGGUAUUCAUAGUCCAGGGUUUCACAUUUUCAUAGUGGUAAUCGACAAAUUGCAGUGCUACAUGGUUAUGCAAAUAAUGAACUUACAGGAGGACUAUGUAAAUACAGAGGCUUUUUUAUAAACAUGUCUUCCUAUCACCUAAGUAAUGGGGUGUGGCAGCAAAUAAGCAGAUA
Messenger RNA from Protopterus annectens (West African lungfish), 8389 nucleotides. It is a transcript of the gene ABCC5, whose product is annotated as ATP binding cassette subfamily C member 5. The coding region runs from base 317 to 4714 and encodes 1465 amino acids. The transcript is spliced from 30 exons. NCBI's taxonomy places the organism in Eukaryota, Metazoa, Chordata, Ceratodontiformes, Protopteridae. The record is from RefSeq and is a predicted model, not a curated record. Gene Ontology annotation, biological process: transmembrane transport. Gene Ontology annotation, molecular function: ATP hydrolysis activity; ABC-type transporter activity; ATP binding. Gene Ontology annotation, cellular component: membrane.